Messenger RNA from Entamoeba invadens IP1, 360 nucleotides. RefSeq lists its product as hypothetical. The record is from RefSeq and is a predicted model, not a curated record. Lineage: Eukaryota; Evosea; Mastigamoebida; Endamoebidae. The transcript has a single exon. The coding region runs from base 1 to 360 and encodes 119 amino acids.
AUGGACAGCAGUGCUUCUUUUUGUAGAGUCAUCAAACUUGUCAUGGACGGCACAACGAUACACAUUGAUGACUCAAGGCUUGUUUCAGCUCUGCAAGAGCUGCAGGCCAGGGUUGACUCGCUUGAAGCUAUUCUCAGAAAAGACCCACAAGCUCCCCCAAAUGCCACUGACAUUCGAGACAAAACGAAUUACGCGGGUGUUAGUACAUCGGACCUUCAUGGGGUAAUAGUACCAAUUUUGUUCAACGCAGAAGACUAUGAGAGUCACCUUGUCAAGAAGAAACAAUGUGAAGUGAAACGACAACGACAUUUAUCCUUUUUGAUUGAAAUAGCCAAUACCAAAUUCCGUCGCUUAUUUUAG